GCAGCUUGAGCCUAUGAUAGUACUGUGUUGCCGAUGCGUAAAGUACUUUUACUUUUAUUGCAUAACUAUUAGUAUAAGGCCGUAAUUACAUAUUGAAUAUUUAGAUGUGCUCACAAUACCCCCCCCCUCCCCCGCCAAAUAUAUAAUUACGGCCUUGGGCCCCCAGUGUUUACACCAUGGCUAUGGCCUUGUAUUGGUGUAUGAUUAGUAUCCGUUGACAUAUUAAAAAUUUGUGUAGAAAAUUGCUUUUUGUUUAUUUACUUCCUGGUUUGCUUGGUUGUACCACAGAAACUCAAUUUAUAUCGGACCUCUUCUACGGAGGUGGCACCUGUCACCCCCCCUGAGCGCGAGAGCAUGAUCCCGCCGGGAGACUGCAUGUACGCCGGCCGCAAGCGACGCAAGCCGGUUCAGAAACAGAAGCCGCAAGCAGGAAGUCAGAAGUCCAACCCGUCGAAGAGGCACCGCGACCGGCUGAACGCCGAGCUGGAUCGCCUGGCCGGCCUGCUGCCCUUCCCCCCCGACGUCAUCUCCAAGCUGGACAAGCUGUCCGUCCUACGGCUCAGUGUCAGCUACCUCCGGGUCAAGAGCUUCUUCCAAGCCAUCCAGGAGAAAGCGGCCGGAGAGAGCGACUCUGAGCCAGCCAGGAAGGAGGCCUUGCUGGAGAUGCCCACCGCCAUGGAGAGCGAGAUGUUACUGGAGUCCUUGCCUGGAUUCGCGCUGGUGGUCAGCACCGACGGCAUGAUCUUCUACGUCUCACCCACCAUAGCGAAGUGCCUGGGCUUCCAUCAGACUGACGUCAUGCACCAGAAUGUCUUCGAUUACAUCCAUCUGGAGGACCGACGGGAGCUGAGGCGGCAGCUGCACUGGGCCAUGAAGCCGUCACUGAAGGGCGGCCUGGAGCCGCAGCCGGCCGCGGGGGCAGGUGAGGACUUCGUGGUCGGCUCCCUCUUCGGCUCCCAGGACUAUGACUUCAUCCCCCCCGAAUUCCAGGCGUUCCUGCAGCGCUGCUUUGCCGUGCGGAUGCGGUGCCUGCUGGACAGCACCUCUGGCUUCCUGGCGGUGCAGUUCCAGGGCCGCCUGAAGCUCCUCCAGGGGCAGAAGCGGAAGACGGCCUUGGGCUCCCCCAUGCCCCCCCAGCUGGCUCUCUUCUGCAUGGUCACGCCCUUGCAGUUGCCUCCCAUUGCUGGGGUCAAGUCCCGGAGCGCCGUGGUGAGGAGCAAACUCAGGAGUUCAGCUCUGUCUGUUCUGGAACACAGUGAGAAAAGGCUUCUAGGUGCUGGGGGUAAGGUGUUCAGCGAGGAGACACAGCUUGUAAACCACACCCCCUGGACACCUCCAUCAAGGAACGAGGGCCUUUACGUCAGUGAGGAGCCCUUGAAAUUUUGCAGACCUGCUGUGGAUGUGCAGAAAGCUCUUGGACAUGAGAGCGUGUGGAGAGCACACACAUCUCCAGGGGCACUGAUGCUGGGCCAGAACUGCAGCCACCUUACAAACCGGCCCGGCAAAGUGGGCCAUUUCGGAAAGGCCGGGUCCUACCAGGAUGAUGCCCAGCUGGCCACACUGUACAAUAACAUGCAGACCACAGAGCAGGAGAGCUUCUGCUCAGGUGGCAUUAAGGAAGAGAGCGGCUUGAGCCUGCAAGGCGAGUGUUACGGCAGCCGAAUACUGCAGGACAUGCCCAUCAAGGUGGAGCCGGACUCGGACUCGGACACCGGCUGUGAUAUCUAUGGGAUGCCCCCCGGUGAAACGUGGAUGAGCAAGGGGCUCUCGGAGCAGAACUGUGAUAUGGGCUACGGGCUGAGCCUUCCGAUCAAGAGGGAGUAUAGCUGCAGUGUUUACACACCGUGCCAGACGGCUAGAGCUGGCACCGGUGCUCCGUGUGACGGGUUCUACCAAGCAGCAAGGGGGGGGCACAGGCCGGAGAAGUGUCCUUCAGCAAAAGUGCCCCAGUUCAGUGUGCAGUGCUUUUCAUACCCAGACGGCCAGGCCAGGAAUGGCACGGGGAGUCACCUUUACGGCAACCUGUCAGUGGAAGACAGAGACUACGUGGAGCUUGGCUACAAGUCUACGUGCAGGAGUCACGGUCUGCUCCACGCCAUCAAGUGCGAGCCUGCCGACUCCCCGCCUUGGCCUGACAGCCAUCAGCAUUUUGGCCAAGUGUUCCCACUGCGAAAUGGUGUCCCAGAUAUGUUUAUGAAUGCAGUGGCCAACAAGUCAAACCCAUAUGUGUACAUGCAAUAGGUAUAGCUGACUUUUCUAUUUAAACCUUACAGUGUCUGUUACUAUUUACACUCCGUGAUGAACUAGUAUCAGAUCCUGAGUGUCCCGUCCUUCAUGUCCUGGACUUCCUGGAAUAAUACCCAGACUCACUGUGACUCUACACACACAGGAGAGCACCCAGACUCACUGUGACUCUACACACACAGGAGAGCACCCCCCCUUUGCCCUUACAAGUGCCCUUUUUUGAUAACCGAUGGCCCCCCACCUCUGAUCGCAAAAAUGGAAUCUGUGGGAGUUUGAGCACCGCCACCCCACCCCCCCCAUCUGUGCACAUCACUGCUUAACACUGUUUUAGAUCAAUUUCCUGUUAUUUUGUUGUGUUAUGGGUAAAGCUUUUGUUGUGUUAGUCAUUAAGUUGCACACAGGGUAAAAAUGAGCACAAUACAGUGCAAGGAGACAGAGAGAGAGAGAGAGUGGGAGAGAGACAAAGAAAGACAGAAAGAGAGGGAGACUUAGAGAGAGAGAGAGACAGAGAGCGGGAGGGAGAGAGUGGGAGAGAGAAAGAGAGGGAGACUUAGAGAGAGAGAGAGACAGAGCGCGAGAGGCUUGUGGUGGUCAGAUAAGGACCGUAUUCUUCAAGCCAAAAUGAGCCCCCCCCCCCCACCUUCCUGAAAGGCAGCUCAGCCACAUACACUUACCAGUUAAAGGUCCUGCUUUAUUCUGCUAUGCGUGAAACGAGGUUUACAAAAACAUAUUAUCCCCUGAUUUUUACCUUUUAAAUUUCAAAUAAAAAUAAAAAAGUUAUUUUACACAAAUAUUUAAAAUAAUAGCUCCAUUUUAUGUACGUCCUUCAGGAUUCACCGGGUAAUCACGCUGAGCUUAUUCCCAUUACUGAUACUGGUUUUGGAAGAUGGAGACCAGUACCCGCUCAGAGGAAAACGAAAGACGUCCAAAUGAAGGUAUCGACGGACAGCGCCCAGUAUGACUGUGUGACACUGGGAGUCGGGCGUCACUGCGCGGCAGAGUCGGGCGUCACUGCGCGGCCGUCACCGGCCACUGGAUGUGCCUUAAUAUUUUGGAAACAGAUUGUGAAAAAUGUAUUAGAAUAAAACAAAUAUGUUAGUGCUUAAUUUGACUAUCUGUGUGAGGAAUAGUAUGAGGGAAGGAGUGUGAAAUGUUCUAUACUGUAUGGAUCUGAUUCGGUGUUGCCAGAUCAUUACUGGUGUGAAUUUUUAAGCUGUGCUUGAGAGUUAACAUCUGAUAUAGAAGUCGAUUUAUUGUGCAUUACAGCCAGAUGUCUUUGCACUUUCAAUUUGGGUCAUUGCCUUCAUUUAUAGGCUGGCUAAUAUCCAUUUGGUAUUCUUUUUUUGUAGACAGUAAAGUCAUGUAGAAAUUAAUAAUAUAUAUCUACAUUGUCAUAUUUAUUGUCACCAAGAGCAGACCUGUAUGUGUAAAUGGACUGCUUUAGGGAAAUGUGCUUUGGUUUAUUUUCUGUAGUACAUAAGAAAGCAUCAGCAGGAAAAGCUCACUGGCUCUUGGCCGAUUUUGUAGCUGCGAAGCAGCCAAUGUCUAUUUCAGCAUUUUCUCUACGUUUUUCUGUGUAUUUUCAUAAAUUUGGGGUAAUAAUAAAAAUACAAACUUUCCUUAAA
This is a messenger RNA of Paramormyrops kingsleyae, 3869 nucleotides long. RefSeq lists its product as uncharacterized. Gene Ontology annotation, cellular component: aryl hydrocarbon receptor complex; nucleus. Lineage: Eukaryota; Metazoa; Chordata; Actinopteri; Osteoglossiformes; Mormyridae. Gene Ontology annotation, molecular function: protein dimerization activity; transcription cis-regulatory region binding; nuclear receptor activity. Gene Ontology annotation, biological process: response to xenobiotic stimulus; xenobiotic metabolic process; regulation of transcription by RNA polymerase II. The record is from RefSeq and is a predicted model, not a curated record.